Molecule: messenger RNA, 2748 nt
Organism: Cataglyphis hispanica
Lineage: Eukaryota; Metazoa; Arthropoda; Insecta; Hymenoptera; Formicidae
Product: dystrobrevin beta
Exons: 17
Coding region: 442-2748 (768 amino acids)
Biological process (GO): synaptic signaling
Cellular component (GO): synapse; plasma membrane
Molecular function (GO): zinc ion binding
Source: RefSeq, a predicted model, not a curated record
CCGCGGAAUUCGCGACGUGUGUCAGCUCGAGCUUCGACGGACGGGCUUGUUUAUCGUGACGUCGUCCCGGCAUAGAUCUCGGUCACGUACAUCUGAGAAUCUGGACACCGCUUGUACAGAGGAUCAUUCGCGCGCGUGUCACGAGCGUGUAUCGACCUCCCCGGCAAGCGAAACGUACCGACGUACGUUUUACGCUCGACGAAAACUGCUCCUGUAGCCGCAAACAGUUUCGCACGAGCCCUCUUCGUGCUAACCGUGUACCGUGAAAUUAAUCGCUCGAAUAACGACUAUUAUCAGGACUCGUCUCGCGAUACGAUGACGUGGUGGGAACGAUAAGAAGAUACAAGGGAGACCUUUGACGAGGACGACGAUUCCACGCCCCCGUUGGUACCCUUUUUUUCUCGCUGAAGACACGCGCGCAGCGCGAGCGCCCCAGUAAAAAUGGCAGAAGAAGGCGCGGGUGGAUCGGGAAACGGGAGUAGCGGCGAAACGAGUCGUUUGCAGCUUCUACAAGAGAUGCGACAGCAGAACUUUGAUACUAUUCGAUUUGCGUCAUAUCGUACUGCCUGCAAGCUAAGAUUUAUACAGAAAAAAGUUCAUUUGCACAACGUCGACAUAUGGAACGUAAUCGAGGCAUUUCGAGAGAAUGGUCUAAACACGUUAGAACCAUCGAGCACGUUAGGGGUAUCCAGACUCGAAACACUACUGUCUUCCCUGUUUCACGCGUUGAACAAGAGGGUCCCGGUGUCACAGCAAUCUAAAGUCGACGCAACUACGGCGUUGCUAAUGAACUGGCUAUUAGCUGCUUAUACUAGCGGAGAAAAUAAUAAAAUAUCCGUUUUCUCGGUGAAAGUAGCUCUGGCCACAUUAUGCGCGGGAAAACUCAUGGAUAAAUUUCGAUAUAUAUAUUCGCAAAUAUCCGACAGUAACGGACACAUGAUACAUUGGAGGUUCGCCGAUUAUCUAAAAGAAGUUCUAGCUCUAACUGCGGCAGUCUAUGAAUCCCCAUCGUUCGGAUAUUCGGAUGGUCUCGCUAACUCCAUUUUUCCCGCGAACUCCAAAGUUACCGUAAACGACUUUCUGGAUACGCUCAUGUCGGAUCCUGGUCCGCACUGUUUAAUCUGGUUACCGUUGUAUCACAGAAUGGCAGCCGUGGAAACAGUGGUCCAUCCUAUCAUGUGUGACGCAUGUCACAAAGAAAAUUUCACUGGGUUCCGAUAUAGAUGUCAGAAGUGUCAUUCGUAUCAGCUGUGUCAAGACUGUUUCUGGCGUGGUAAAGUUUCGGGAACGCAUAACAAUGAUCACGAAACAAGAGAGUAUAGUAGUUUUAAAUCACCGAGCAAACAGAUUGGCCAUUCUUUGCGAAAGAGCUUUAGAUGCGUCCCCGAAAAGGGAAAGAACAGUUUACCGCGGUUUCCAGAACAACCCGAGAAGACAUUGGAUCUGUCGCACAUAGUCCCACCGUCACCUUUACCAUCUCACAACGGUUUUCCAGAUCCAGGAUUUAUGGCUCCUUUUGAUUCAGGCUCGGUGGACAGUCGUUCAACCUUAAGGAGUAUGGACAGUUCAAGACUGGACGAUGAACAUAAAUUAAUAGCACGAUAUGCACAAAGGUUGGCACAAGAAGCUAGGACCAUGCCUCGUACUGCAUCCAGAAUGUCCCAGGCAGAUCAAACAGGAAGAGCGCCGUCGGAUGCGAAUUUGGCAUCUUUAGAUGCAUCGCGGGCACAGCGUGAACUUAUAUCGCAGUUAGAGGCGAAGAACAAAGAGAUAAUGCGCGAGAUAGCAAGGUUAAGAAGGCAACAAGAGAUAGAAGCCGCCGGUCUAGAAAAUCCAGCGUUGAUGUCUGAAUUGCGAGCUUUGCGACAGAGAAAAGAUGAAUUGGAGACGCAUCUAGCAACGUUGCAAGAUUCCAGAAGGCAAUUGAUGGUACAGCUGGAGGGAUUAAUGAAAAUGUUGAAGAAUCAUCAAGCAUCUCCACGAUCAACACCAAACAGUUCACCGCGAAGUACAAAGUCGCCGCCUUUGCCACCUGGUGUUAUUCCGAGCAGUAGAUCGGCACCACCGACUCCCGGCGGCCCGUUGUCUACAACGCCUCAACAACAGCAGCAACAGCAGCAACAACAACAGCAGCAACAACAAACGUCGCAACAAAUGUCCCAGAGCUAUCAAAGUCCCGUUCCGACAACGACAGUGGCUAACGUACAAGGCAAUGCUAUCCUUGGCACGAUACAAAAUCCUAUUCCGGAUAGCCUGUCGUGCGUUGGCGGCGAUGUAAGGUCUGCGUUCAGGACAAACAGCUUACCAGGGAGCGGUUCCAGCAGUGCCAAUAAUAGCUUGGGCCGAUCCUUAAGAAACGACUUACUGGUAGCUGCCGACAGCGUUACUAAUGCCAUGUCGACGCUUGUGAGGGAAUUAAAUUCAGACUCAGACCAGGAGGACCUUUCUCACAAUUCUGGGCUAAUGAACAUCAGAAAACCAUUAGAUUUUGAAGCUGGCGAGGACGGGGAUGACAGUAGCGGCGGUGGAAAUUCUUGGCGCGAGGAAUUGCAACGGCGUUAUCAACAGGAAAACGAUUUUUUGGCGGAAUUACGAGCUCGUAACGCAAACAUACCGCAAACACCAUCGGCCGCGUUGUCCAGCGAACAGGAACAGGAGAGAGGUGAACGUGAGGAGGCAGAUGGAGAGAAGGAAGACGAAAAUGAGUCCAAUUGGGCGGAAGCGGUGAAGAGAUGGGUCAAUCGAUAA